GGCCCCGCCCCUCGGGGUGGAGGAGCCAAUGGGCCGAGGAGAUAAGGCCGGUCCUCUGACGUCAUCGCGUCUGGCCAAUCAGAGGGCGCGUUGGUGGGACGCCUCGCGGAGGGCGCGCCCGGAGGCAGGAAGGCCGGAGCGAGGAAGCUCGCCGCCAAGAUGGAGACGGCUCAUUGCUCCGCGGCCGCGGUCGGGAACGGGGACGCGGGGUCCCAGCGGGAGCGGAGCCUGCUGCCCGAGCGGCUUCAGAGGCGAGAUCAGGAGAGGCAACUGGAGGCGGAAAAGCGCAAGCAAAAGCGGCAGGACCAGGAGGUGGUGGAGGAGAAGAGCGACUUCUUCACGGCCGCCUUCGCCCGCGAGCGAGCCGCCGUGGAAGAGCUGCUGCAGGGCGGGGAGUCCACCGAGCGGCUGGAGGAGGCGGCCGCCCGGCUCCAGGGGCUCCAGAAGCUGCUCAACGACUCGGUGCUGUUCCUGGCCGCCUACGAGGUGCGGCAGGCCCAGGAGGCGCUGGCGCAGCUGCAGGCGGCCCUGGCCGACCGGCGCCAGCAGCUGCAGCCCAAGAAGCGGUUCGCCUUCAAGACCCGGAGGAAGGAUGCCGCUUUGGCCCCGCAAGGAGCGGAUGCGGCUCCCGGCGCCGCGGCGGCGGGAAGCAUCCAGGCCUCCCCGCCCUCCGUGACCGAGGACGGAGCCGCAGGCUCUAGCUGGCUCUGCGGCUUCUCCAACCUCAAGUCCCAGGUCUUGGAGAAGAGAGCGGAGGAGUUGCACCAGCGAGACGUCCUUUUGACCGAGCUGAGCAAUUGCACGAUCAAGCUGUACGGCAACCCCAACACCCUGCGGCUGAGCAAGGCCCGCGGCUGCACGCUGCUCUGCGGCCCGGUGUCCACGUCUGUGUUCCUGGAUGACUGCAGCGAGUGCGUGCUGGCCGUGGCCUGCCAGCAGCUCCGCGUACACACGACGAGGGACACCCGCAUCUUCCUGCAGGUGACCUGCAGGGCCAUCGUGGAGGACUGCCACGGGAUCCAGUUCGCCCCUUACACCUGGAGCUACCCGGGGAUCGACCGAGACUUCGAGAGCUCUGGCUUAGAUAGGAGCAAAAAUAACUGGGACGAUGUCGACGAUUUCAACUGGUUGGCUCGGGACAUGGCCUCCCCCAACUGGAGUGUGCUCCCUGAGGAAGAGCGAACGAUCCAGUGGGACUGAGCGGCUGUUCCCCUUCUCUCCACCUACACCAAAUGCUUCCCGUGUGGGACUGACUCCCAGCUCCUGGGACCCCAAAGUGUACUUAUCAUUGUCACAUAGUGUAUGGUCUCAGUAAUUAAGACUUAAAAUUGUGAUAGGCGAUUUGUGAUUUCCAUUCAAUUCGAGACAGGUAUAACGCUUUUA
Pipistrellus kuhlii (Kuhl's pipistrelle) is the source of this 1383-nucleotide messenger RNA. It is a transcript of the gene TBCC, whose product is annotated as tubulin folding cofactor C. NCBI's taxonomy places the organism in Eukaryota, Metazoa, Chordata, Mammalia, Chiroptera, Vespertilionidae. Gene Ontology annotation, biological process: post-chaperonin tubulin folding pathway; tubulin complex assembly. The transcript has a single exon. Gene Ontology annotation, molecular function: tubulin binding. The coding region runs from base 160 to 1200 and encodes 346 amino acids. The record is from RefSeq and is a predicted model, not a curated record. Gene Ontology annotation, cellular component: cytoplasm.